Molecule: messenger RNA, 2272 nt
Organism: Epinephelus fuscoguttatus (brown-marbled grouper)
Lineage: Eukaryota; Metazoa; Chordata; Actinopteri; Perciformes; Serranidae
Product: LIM/homeobox protein Lhx9-like
Exons: 10
Coding region: 1070-2272 (400 amino acids)
Biological process (GO): neuron differentiation; regulation of transcription by RNA polymerase II
Cellular component (GO): nucleus
Molecular function (GO): RNA polymerase II transcription regulatory region sequence-specific DNA binding; DNA-binding transcription factor activity, RNA polymerase II-specific
Source: RefSeq, a predicted model, not a curated record
GAGAGAACAGGAGUGCACAGUUGGAGUUACAGCUAAGUUCUUGGUUGUUGGUUGUUUUGGCGUGGUUACGGCCAACAGUAACCUGUACUGUUCAGUAAUAAACGGUGGUUUGCCGAAUAACUGCGUCAUCCUUUCCACACGUCCUGGCGGACGCUACAUUUACAGCGCAGCCUUGCCACAUCCAAUAUGGCGGCGACGUUGACGUUGACAAAACGGCAGUCCACAAACUAAUGGGUGACGUCACGGUGGCUUAUUAAAGUGCCAGCAUGCAGCUACAUCAAGCUUUAGCUUUAAGUUUCACAGUCAGAGCUUCCCCCUACUGUGUUUCCUCCUGUGGUUUUGGCCUUUGUGCUGGAGAAGACGCCUCACGAUUAAACUGCCAGCCGGCCAAAGGGCACACUCCUUAAACAUCGGCCCCCAGUUCAACACCCAGGUACCUGAGAUGGAGCAAUGUUUUAGGAGAAACAGUCACAUGGAAGAAACCGGCUUGGUCCAAAUGCAGCCGAGGGAUCGAGGGAAAAGUAGGCCUCUUGCCGUUGUCUUUUCACGCUUGAAUGCAUAUCCCAGACGUCCUUUUAAACACCCUUUUAAUUGGUCCCGGGGGGCAGCCCACCCAUCUGCUCACCGGGUGGCCAAUCAGAUCAGUCUCUACCUGCUCUCUGAGCCACCUGGACGUUUUGUUUACAGGAGUGGCGGGAUGCCACCUGGGACAGGCCGGAGGGACAGGUGCUUUUUAUCCUGCUGUCAGUUCAGAAGCUGUGACUGUGAUUGGUGGAGGAUGGGGAAGCAGAUCUCAGGUCAGCGCUCACAGAGUGGAAACUGAUCCCAAAACCACAAGACAGGAGGCUGCAGAGACACCUGGAGUAGUGAGAGGUUGGCGACUGGCGGGGAGAAAAAUCUGCCAAAGAUCAAGAGGAUAAAGGAAACAUUCAGGAGAACCACCAGAAGUUUGUUUCUCCCACAGGACUUCACGGAGCAGGUGAGAUCUUCUGGCAUCGUCUGAAGGGUUCAUACGGAGCUGCUCAGUGGAAACCAACUAGGAGUCUCCCAACAAGAGACAAGGACAAUCAUGAUGUCACCAGAUGACCGAGCCCUGGAGGACCUGUUGUAUUGCGGUGACCUUGGUGACGAGGCGGAGCUGGGUGGAGGCCCGGCAGGGAUGGUGAAGAGUGCUGCUGCAGACAAUACUGCGACAGCUGUGUCCAUCCAGGGGCCAAUAACGUGUGCCGGCUGCGGGAAGCAGGUGUGCGACCGUUUCUUCCUCUUGGCUGCAGGCAGUGUGUGGCACAGUGUCUGCCUCCGCUGCAGCCAGUGUCAGUGUGAGCUGCAGACGCACCCCUCACUCUACUGGAGAGAUGGAAACAUCUACUGCCAACAAGACUACUGCAGGAUGUUUGGAGGUGGUCAGUGUGCUCGCUGCUUUCAGCCAAUCCCAGCCUCCGCUUUAGUCAUGAGAUCUGGUGAUCUGACUUUCCAUCCUCACUGCUUCUCCUGCCAGGAGUGUGAUGUGACAUUAAUACCGGGGAACCUGUACUGCAUGCAGGGCCAGAACCUCUACUGUCAGUCGCAUUACCAUGACGACAGCGGGAGUGUCUCGCUAUCAUGUGAUCUCCAGCCCAAAUUGAAUCUAAAAGAAGCUCAAAGUCAGGUCUCAGGUGAAGGGGAGGAGUCUGUUAGCAGUCCUGAGCCACGAUUGGAUGACAAGGUGGCAGGUGGGCGGGCCCGCAGGCGGACCAAGCGAAUUAGAACAAGUUUUCGCAGCGAGCAGCUCAGAGCACUGGAGUCAUAUUUCGCCCAGAAACACAACCCUGAUGGGAAAGACUGGACCUGCCUCGCACACAAGACUGGCCUGCCAAAGAGAGUCUUGCAGGUGUGGUUUCAAAACGCUCGGGCCAAACUGAGACGCUCCCUUACUGCAGAUGACUCUCAGGUCAACUCGCCCUCAGUUCCCCUGAGAGGUGUAACCAUGGCGAUGGGCUCACCGGCCCCAGCCUGUUCCCCACCCGACCAGUCCCAGCUCUUCUCUUCCACCAGCACCAUCGACCAGCAGCAGCUCUCUCUGCUCACUGCCCCGCUCAGCGAGCCUUUGGUGAGCCCUGCCAUUAGCCAGUCGCAACAGCUGCAAAACCCCGACUUCUUCCUGGAAUACAGUUCCCAGAGUGCACCAGGGAAUGUCUCCUCCCUUGAGACGUAUGAAGACUUUGGAGAAGCAGGAGGAGGAGCAGAGGGAGAAGUUGAUCCUGAUAGUUCUUUUAGACCACAUUACUGCUAG